Messenger RNA from Apis florea (little honeybee), 652 nucleotides. Its product is annotated as serine/threonine-protein phosphatase 4 regulatory subunit 1. NCBI's taxonomy places the organism in Eukaryota, Metazoa, Arthropoda, Insecta, Hymenoptera, Apidae. Gene Ontology annotation, molecular function: protein phosphatase regulator activity. The record is from RefSeq and is a predicted model, not a curated record. Gene Ontology annotation, cellular component: cytoplasm. Gene Ontology annotation, biological process: protein dephosphorylation.
AGUUAAUCGCGUGACCACGAGAGUGCGUUGCAGUUUGUUACAACAUGGCGGGUGAGUGAGUGCCUGUGGAUCGAACGAAGCUGCCCAAAAACACGAGGGAUUUUCAGCUAACCCGUGGUGUUUGUGGGUUUCAGAUAUAUCCUACAUCCAGAAAGAAGAACUGGACGAUUCUGACGAAGUGACAACGGCUGGAACGACACGUGGAUACGCGAAGAAAUCUUGGGGUUACUUUGUACGAUUAAAAAGCAAUGGAGAUUGAUGAAGUCGACGACGAUGAUGUUGAUUAUAAUCUGAGUCCUGACGCUUCCGGAAACGAUAUUUGCAAUAUUGGAGGAAGCGGCGACGAAGGCGGAAAGGACGAACUGCUUCUGAAAUUGCAACAAUACGUAACGUCGGACGCAAACUUCACACGCCAAUCUAUCGACCUCGACGUCUCGCAUUCCCCGCGAUCGAUCACCAACCUGAGAAUACAGCCCGACCGUUUUCAACCGAAGAUGCACCGUCCGCGUUUUCUCCAAUCGUUGUUUCCUCACACCGACACUCUCGCACCGUCCAAUGAUGCGUCUGCCGUGCGUUGUUCAGGAUUUGGAACGAACCCGUCCUACUUUCGUCUUACGAGGUAAGCCAAUCGAUCGAAGAAUUUCUUUCCCGC